GCAAAGCCGUAUUCCGUAAUGAAUAUAACAAUACAGACGCUUGUACACUGCGGUUUGCGGUAGACUUUCGUUAUAAUAAGCCGAAACUGAUAAGAUUACAAUAUAGAGGAAAGUUGACAAAUAUGGCAAAAAUAGAACUACUCCAGUCACCUCUUCCAAGACUUGAAGAGAUUCAAAAGAAGGUGUUUUGUAAAGAAGCUACACAUUUUCUGUGGAAAUUGCAUACUCACUUUGAUUCGAAAAUAGAACAGCUAACCAAAACGCGUUUGAAAACUUCAGUUGAGUUGCAAAGUGCACUAGCAUUUAAGGAAACACCAGAGUGGAAGGAUAAAUCUUGGAAAGUUGGUCCUUUACCUUUGAGGCUUCAAAACCGCCACUUAGACCUGGGAGAUGUGUCUGCUUCAAAUGCUGCACAUUUCACGGCAGCCCUUAAUGCAGAUGUCCAGGGUGUACAGGUGGACUUUGAUGAUGGACAUUGUCCGACAUGGAAGAACCAGCUGUUGGCGUACAACAAUAUCAAUCUUGCUGUAAACGGGAAGCUGGUGGGAGCACCGUCUAAUAUAGCAACAUGUCCAGUUCUGAUGCUCAGACCAAGAGCUUGGAAUAUGAUUGAUCAUGAUAUUUUAAUAAAUGGAAAAGAGGCAAUUGGCCCAUUGGUUGAUUUUGGCAUUCUUAUGUAUCAUAAUGCCAAGAAAUUGUAUGAAGCUAAUAGUGGACCAUAUUUCUAUCUGUCCAAACUUGAAGGAGCGUCCGAGGCGGCUCUAUGGAAUGAAAUAUUUGUGUGGACUCAGAACGAGUUAGGCUUACCCCAGGGUUCCAUAAAAGCUUGUGUUCUCAUUGAGAAUAUCCUGUCUACUUUUGAAAUGGAGGGAAUUCUGUAUGUUUUAAAAGACCACUGUAUGGGACUUAACUGUGGUAUUUGGGACUACUGUGCUUCAAUUAUUUCUAAAUUUGGUACCCAUGAACAGUUCUUGUUACCAGACAGAAAUAAAUAUGUAAAUAUGGACAAGAAGUUCCUGAAAAGCUAUAUGUCGUUAGUUGUGAAAAUAUGCCACUACCGGGGUGCUUUGGCCACUGGUGGUAUGGCUGCUGCUAUGUUGAAGCCUGGAUCUAAUGGACAGGAUGAAAAGUCAAAGGAGAUCGUAAACAAUGUCUUGGAGAGUAAAAUGAAAGAAAUAAAUGCUGGUGUUGAUGGUUUUAUGGUGUAUGAUACUCGCCUUGUGCCCUACAUUAAUGAGCUUUGGAAGAAAAGCAGCUCAACACCAAAUCAGAUUCAUAGAAUAAUGGAAGUAGAGGUGACUGCACAGGAUUUGUUGACAAUCCCCUCAGGUGGGGUCACCCUACAGGGUUUGAAACACAAUGUGGCUGUGACUAUACUAUUUAUAUACCACUGGUUAGCUGGUAUUGGACAUUUCUUCUAUACCGGAAAUGUUGAAGACUCUGCUACUGCGGAAAUAUCGAGAGCACAGAUCUGGCAGUGGAUAAGGUUUGCAGUAACUUUGGAAGACGACCAGAGGCAAGUAACAGCGAGGCUUGUGGAAAAAAUUGCGACGAACUUUGCGGUGUACGCUCAUAAGAACUUGUGUCGGUCGAACGCAGAGCGCAAGAGACUGAAUGCAGCCAAAUAUAUGAGCUUGGAAAUCUUCCUCUCUAGAAAUCCCCCCGAAUUUAUAACAACCUAUUUAAAUGACAACCAUAAGUUUAGGACGCUACAUAAUAAGGCUUUGUUGAGUAAUCUAUAAUAAUAUUUAUAAGUAUAACUUGAUAUGCAAUAUGGGGACCAAAAAAUAUUUUCUAAGUUAUAUAUUUUUAAAGAUUUACAUUGCUAUUUGAUAAGAAAAUUAACAAGCCAAAGUAGACUGCUUUAUAAUUAGAGUAAGAUUAAUUAAAACUUAAGGCCAAUUAUUACACGGAAUUGAAAAUUGAUCUUUUUAUAUGCGUGAAAUGAGAAGACGUUGUACCGAGUUCAACUGUAUUGUAUAAAAAUUAACUUUGUUUAUAGUUCAUGAAGGUCAACAUUGCUAUAAUCAUUUAGCAAGAAAGUAGUACCAAGGCCUUUUACCGUAAUUAAUGAUUUGACCAUUCUGUUAAUUUCAUCUUAGUGCCUUAUGACACUGGCGAUUAGCGAGCGAUUUGAAAGCGACGCGACU
Aricia agestis (brown argus) is the source of this 2150-nucleotide messenger RNA. RefSeq names its product malate synthase, glyoxysomal-like. Gene Ontology annotation, cellular component: cytoplasm. Lineage: Eukaryota; Metazoa; Arthropoda; Insecta; Lepidoptera; Lycaenidae. Gene Ontology annotation, molecular function: malate synthase activity. Gene Ontology annotation, biological process: glyoxylate cycle. The transcript is spliced from 8 exons. The record is from RefSeq and is a predicted model, not a curated record. The coding region runs from base 123 to 1742 and encodes 539 amino acids.